Molecule: messenger RNA, 1284 nt
Organism: Blepharisma stoltei
Lineage: Eukaryota; Ciliophora; Heterotrichea; Heterotrichida; Blepharismidae
Source: the annotation of a GenBank genome assembly
AUGAUUAAUCUAAAUUCCACAACGACUAUCCAGCCAAUGAAUCUCAAAGAAGAAAGUUUUACAAAUAAGCGCAAUGACAUGCAAUCUCUUUGAAAAUUUGUAUCAGCUGAGACUAAAAAAAUUUUAACGAGUCCUGUAACUGUAGCACUUUAUCAUUCAAAGUGGCACAAAAACGGGAAGAUCCCUGCUUUAUUUCCCGGAAAUACAAUGAUUCCUGAGUGCUUACCAGAGUAUUUAUGCUGAACUUGGCCUCAUGACCCUUCCAAAAAUUUGAUUUCAUUAACAGAUUUGCGAUACAAGCAUUCUCAUGAUGCUGGAUUCUUCCAAGGAUCGCAUGCAUUAGAAAUCCUUUUAAAAUACACAUCACCUAGCUCUCCCAUAUCCCCAUCACAGACUAUUGCUUUUGUAGAUGAUUCUGAUUACCUCUGCAUUCUUUUUCAUGAUGAGCUUUCUUGCACUUCUUGGAAAAAUUCACUUAUUUCUUUAAUAAAUGCUUUAGAAACAAGUUUUACUGAUACAGAAGAAUUUAAUUCAAAUUCAUUUACAUUACCUUUAUUCCAAAAUUUCGAAGAAAAUUACGGGACUGUCUUUGACAUUUCUGAGCCAAGUAAUCCAAUUGAUAUGUGAAGAGAAAUAAAAACAACUUUCAUAAAAGCAGAUUCUACCACGUCGACUGAAAUAUUAGUUUAUGACAGAACACAAGCAGAUUUAUAUGACUCAAUUGAAGAAGUGCUAAAAUGCAUUUCUCCAAAUGUCGAUAGGAUUAAUUAUGAUGUUAUUGAGUCAUAUUUAUUAGACGUCACUAGGAUGGAAAAUUUCAAUAAAAUGAAGGAAAAUGAAACCCUUAAAAUUUUUUCUGAAAAAGUCUAUAGUUUUUAUGAUUUUGAUAGAGAUUAUAAUAGAAAUUUAAGAGAAAAAUAUGCUGAAAUAAACAUUGAACAGAUAGAAAAUGAAAUUUUCAGGCAGAAAGAAGAGUAUGAAAAAAUGAAAAACAAGGAUAGGCUAGGUGAUGCAUUGAAUUUAAUUUUUAUGCAAAAACUUGCUUUAGGAUAUGGCACAUGUGAAAAUGGAAUUUUAUCAAAAGUUUGGGCUUUGAUGAAAAAUAAUACUGAAUUCAAUAAAGUAAAAAGAGUUUCGAUCCAGCAGCUUGAAACAAAGCCAAGAAGAGAGUCUGGAAUUUUAUACAGUUCAGAGCCAAAUGGAGAUAAUUUCCCUCAACUUUCAGAAAGGAAAUUACCUGGAAAAGAUAAAACAUGUAACGUCUGUGAUUGCUGUAUUAUAUAA